This is a messenger RNA of Osmia bicornis bicornis, 2383 nucleotides long. It is a transcript of the gene Snx17, whose product is annotated as sorting nexin-17. Gene Ontology annotation, cellular component: early endosome. Gene Ontology annotation, biological process: intracellular protein transport. Gene Ontology annotation, molecular function: phosphatidylinositol binding. The record is from RefSeq and is a predicted model, not a curated record. Lineage: Eukaryota; Metazoa; Arthropoda; Insecta; Hymenoptera; Megachilidae.
UUACAUAAUGACAUUUUGUCAUUAAAAAAAGAAUUUAACACGUAUGUAUGUAUAAGAAUGUUAAAGAUUCGUCGUUCUACAUGGGAAUUUAAAGAUCGUGUUGAUUUACAUAACAUUAUUAUGUUGAUGUUAACGUAGGCUUAAAAAAAUGCGUCAGCUGUAAUCGUCAGAAAUAUAGUAGUUGUUGAGUGGGUGUCAAACGAAUACGCCUAUCGUCAGUAAAAAAUCAUGGUGAGGUAAACAGACGGUGGAGUAACUUCAAGAAAUAUGUAAUUACAUAUUUGAAAAUCCAAUUCUCUCUUACUUUUGUACAAUAUGGAACUUUUAAUACAAAUAUUUUUAUUUGUUGUGAAUCAUUAUAUGUAUAUUGAUUUCAUUGAAAGAUUUUGUUAAAUAAGUUAUAUACAUGUCUAUAAAGGAAAGUUUAGUUAAUUGUAACUUACUAUAAAUUAGUUCUGUUACAGUAUUGUACAUAUAAUGUAUUUUAAUUAUAAAAAAAUAUAGAGCAUUGAUAUAUUAUUUUAUAAAGAUGCAUUUCUCUAUACCAGAUACACAAGAAUUUAUUGAUACAGCUGGUAAUACCUAUGUGGGUUACAAUAUCCAUAUAAAUGGUUUAUUUCAUUGUACAGUGAGAUAUAAACAACUACAUAGUCUUCAUGAGCAAUUGACAAAGGAUUUAAAUAUAAGUCUUCCAUCAUUCCCACCAAAAAAAUUUUUUCCUUUAACAACAAAUCAACAAGAAGAACGUCGUUUUUCUUUGGAAAAAUAUAUCCAGUCAAUUGGACAAAAUGCAGUGGUUAAUAAUUCAGGAAUGUUAAAUGGAUUAUUGAAUGCUCAACAAGAAACUGUAGGAGGACCAUGCAAUGAUGAAGUUAUGGAUAUUUUUCUCAUAAAUGGCAGCAAAAUAAUAGUCAAUGUUUCCACAGGAGAUCAUUCUAGUAAUGUUUUAAGGAAAGUGUGUCAACAUCUUAAACUACCAGACCAAUAUCAUUCUUAUUUUGCAUUAUUUAUUGUUGCUCAAGAUGAAGACAAUAGUAUUUAUUUCUUGAGAAAAUUACAAGAUUUUGAAUCCCCUUUUAUAACAAAUAAACACAUGCAUGUUAUAGGAAGUAGAGUUGUACUUGGGAGAAAUUACUGGGAUGUGGGGUAUGAUGUUAAACUAAUGAAUAAUUCAGUGGCAAUGAAUUUGUUAUAUAUACAAGCAGUUGCAGAAGUUCAAAGAGGCUGGAUUCUUGUUACAGAUGAAUUGAAAAAUCAUUUAACUACAUUACAAAAUUAUGAAAAGAAAAGAGAAUAUGUGGAUAUAGUCCGUAGUUUAAAAUACUAUGGUUAUAUUCAGUUUGCUCCAUGCCUCUGUGACUAUCCUCGUUCAGAUACAAAAGUAUUAGUUGCUAUAGGAAGAAACGAAUUGAAUUUACGUAUAUUAUCUGAUGAAGGAAAACGUGAAGAAAUGUUUAAAGUUUCACGAAUGCGUUGUUGGCGUAUAACUACACUACAAAAUGGAGCUGAAAGAAGCGAAGAAAAUGACGAUUUUAGCUUAGAGUUAUCCUUUGAAUAUUUAGUAGCUAAAAAUGAACUACAGUGGAUUACAAUUAUUUCAGAACAAGCUAUUUUAAUGUCCGUAUGUUUGCAAGCUAUGAUUGAUGAAUUAUUAUUAAAAAAUGAUGGUGGUAAUAAAUCUCAGGAAGUAUCUCAAAAAUCUUGGACGUAUGUUAUGAGAGAUGGACAAAGUGUUAUAAUGGGAUCAAGCUCCAAUGAAUCUGAAGAAAGUAAAAAGAAUCAUCGUAUCAAAGAAUCUUCGAGAUCAGAACCAAUUAUGAAAAAAAUUGCAGAUAAAUUAUCAAUAGUAAAAAUGAAAAAAUCUAAUGAUGCUAAAAGUAACAUAAGUAACAAACCUCAGGGAAAAUAUCCAUUGGAACACGAUGUUAUGGAAAACAAUGCAUUUCGAAUGAUCGGCGAUGAUGAUUUAUAAUUAUGGAGGGUGAUUUCAGCUAUUCUGAAAAACAUUUUAAAACAAAGUAUAUUUUUUCUAAACUGCAAUGAAACUAUGCAAAUUUAUAGAAUUUUUACAUGAAAUGUAGUAAAACAAUAUUUUACUUGUAUGCUACUAUCAUGAUCGUUUUAUUCAUAUAAAUUUCGAAAAAUUUAUCAGUUAUUUUUAAGAUUUAUAAAAAUAAUAUAGAAAUUAAGGGCUUGAAAAUUUGUAACAAGGUUUUUCUAAUAUAUAUGUAUAUAUAUAUACACACGUUGAUAAUAAAGAAGGGCAUAACAAGUAUGUUAACUUCAUGGAAGAAUGAAUGCGUCUUAAACGAAACUCAAUUUACGGAAAGUAUCGAAGAAAGUUUUAAAAUGGAUGAAAUAAAAGAACUUAAAUAACUUAGAA